AUGGGUGCUGGCAGACAGACAAAGAUGGUUGUUGAGACGGUUUUUAAAAAGCUAUACAUUAUCCACAUCACUGAAGUCGGGAAUACUGAGUGGAAAUAA
Sclerotinia sclerotiorum 1980 UF-70 is the source of this 99-nucleotide messenger RNA. RefSeq lists its product as hypothetical. The coding region runs from base 1 to 99 and encodes 32 amino acids. NCBI's taxonomy places the organism in Eukaryota, Fungi, Ascomycota, Leotiomycetes, Helotiales, Sclerotiniaceae. The transcript has 2 exons. The record is from RefSeq and is a predicted model, not a curated record.